AUGUCUGAACGCAAAGUUCUUACGAAAUACUACCCUCCCGAUUUCGACCCUUCGGCCAUCACGCGCACACCCAAGCACUUGCGCCCGACCGGUCCAAGGCUGCUCACUGUUCGAUUGAUGGCACCUUUCAGCCUUAAAUGCACUAAUUGUGGCGAGUACAUCUACAAGGGACGGAAGUUUAAUGCUCGGAAAGAGACCACCGAUGAACGUUACCUAAAUAUCCCCAUAUAUCGAUUCUACAUAAGAUGCACACGAUGCUCAAGCGAAAUCACCUUCAAAACAGACCCAAAGAAUAUGGAUUAUACAUGCGAAAGGGGCGCAAAAAGGAAUUUCGAGCCCUGGAGAGAAGCGGCAGCUGGUCACGCUAAUGAAACGGAGGAAGAGACGCUAAAUCGCCUAGAAAGGGAAGAAAACGAGGCAGAAGAGAGGGCGGAGAGGGAUAAAAUGAUGGAGCUAGAGGAAAAGAUGUUAGAUUCAAAGCGCGAGAUGGCGGUGGCGGAUGCUUUGGACGAAAUCAGAACGAGAAACGCUAGAAUCGAACGCGGCGAAAAGGGCGGUGAAGAAUUAGCAAUUUUACUUGCGAGUCGAGAGGCGGAUGAAGCGAAGGCAAAAGCUGACGCGGAAGAUGAAGAAGCCGCGCGAAGGGCCUUUAUGACAAAGGACGGGGAGCGCGUGAAGCGAUUAGUGGAAGAGAGUGAUGGAGUAGAUCCGCCUGCGCCGAGUGCAACAGAGAUGCCACCCCCAUCUUUCACUAGAGUAAAAAGGCCUAAAAAGCCAUUUUCGGCUGGCCUUGGUAUAAAAAAGAAGACGUCUUUAGUUUAG
Molecule: messenger RNA, 822 nt
Organism: Uncinocarpus reesii 1704
Lineage: Eukaryota; Fungi; Ascomycota; Eurotiomycetes; Onygenales; Onygenaceae
Product: cell cycle control protein cwf16
Exons: 2
Coding region: 1-822 (273 amino acids)
Biological process (GO): mRNA splicing, via spliceosome
Cellular component (GO): U2-type catalytic step 1 spliceosome
Source: RefSeq, a predicted model, not a curated record